Molecule: messenger RNA, 861 nt
Organism: Jaminaea rosea
Lineage: Eukaryota; Fungi; Basidiomycota; Exobasidiomycetes; Microstromatales
Exons: 1
Coding region: 343-804 (153 amino acids)
Source: RefSeq, a predicted model, not a curated record
GAGGCACUUUGAUGCAUUGAUACAGCAGAGAGCUCACCUUGUCUCCGGCUGGCUCGCCCGCCCGCAGUACCCGCCGCCUCCACAGCAGGGAUACGGCGGCCCUCCUCAGCCUGGAUACGGAGGAGGAGGGUAUGGUGGACCUCCUCAGGGCGGCUAUCCUCAACAGGGCUACCCGCAGCAGUACCCUCAGCGUGAGUGUGCCCAAGCAGGAAGCGACGCGGUUGGCCAAUGCUCAAACCCCUUCCCCUUGCCAUCCCGCCCGCGUCUACAGAGAACAUGAGCCAACUUGAGCAACGACAGCAGAAGGUCAAGGACAAGUGGGUAGGAGACGACUAGGACACGAUGCAAGGAGAAGCCUUAGCUGACCCUGCCAACCUCCUCUCCACCCGCGCGUUCGUAGGCAUGGAUGCUGCGGACCAUGCUGCGCCUGCUGUGUUGGAGCUCUUGGUGAGCAGCUCCAUCGAGAAAUCCGGGCGAAUCGCUGCUCGAACUGACCCGUCUUCUUUGCCCUCGCCCUCGCACAGCUUGCUGCUGUCUCGAGGACAUUGCGUGUGCCGAGUGUCUCGACUGCAUCUUCUAAGCAGACGACGUCGACCGGGCGCGAGCUGCCUUGAUCGCACCAGCGAGCCGUCGCCUACAGCUGGACAUCAAAGUCACGACGCGGUUGCAAAAAUUGCCCUCUUCCCCUUUGUACCCUCCCCUGCUUCCUCUGCCAGCUCUAAUCAAACACACCUUGGCCCUGCUCAACACACGCACCGCAUCGUCUCCACGCUGUUCUCGCGGGUACGGAUACAAGACUCGUGACAUUGCAAAGAAACCGAAUGAGAGGUGGAAAGCAAAAGCAGGUUGAGCAGUCGAUGC